Molecule: messenger RNA, 1381 nt
Organism: Neodiprion virginianus
Lineage: Eukaryota; Metazoa; Arthropoda; Insecta; Hymenoptera; Diprionidae
Exons: 3
Coding region: 120-1334 (404 amino acids)
Source: RefSeq, a predicted model, not a curated record
AAUCAUAGUUGACGGUUCGCUCAGAGAAUUGGCAGUUUUUUAGGGGAAAGUUAAGCCCGCGUUCAAAAACGACAGAGACAUUUAUAUUAUCCUGACACUCGAAAUCUUGGAGAAAAAAAAUGCAGCAGCCAACUUCUAGGCUGCAUAAUCUAAUGGCCAAAUAUAGGGUAAAACCUAGCUAUGAACUGAUAUCCAGUGAAAAUGGUCAAGGCUUUAACAAAUUUGUUAUGCGAAUCAUUUGCCCAAUUUCACGGGACGGUUUGACACUGACAGCCGAGGGUUGUUACGGCCUAUCCAAAAAAGAAGCCAAAUGCAAUGCCGCUGAAGCUUUUAUGGAAAAGUAUUUGAAUGCAAACUAUAAAACAUUCGCAAGAACACAGGAAUAUGCAACGUGCGUGAUUAAUAUCGAUCCAGUUAACAGACAUCUCGUCCUACAGAAUCUUUGCUCACUAAAUAACUUGGGUCAGCCUAAAUACGCAGACAUGUCUGUGGACUCUCUGCAUUCAACAGUUUUUAAGGUAGAGUGCAAAGUUUUUUAUCUAUGUGCUGUAGGUCAAGGUCGAAGUAAAGAUGCAGCCAGGUUAGAGGCUACUACAAGGAUGAUAAAAAUUCUUAUGGAGGCAGCGUCUAUUUGUGAGAUCUUUGAAUCGUCAGAGUCGAUGAUAUCGUCGCACAGCAAUGACAUCGUUUGUUUGAGCGAUAAUUUGCGAGGACCGCAGCUUUCGGUUCCCAUUUGUGUAUUUGGUAAACGAAAAUUAAGUAACGUAUUGACGGAAGUGUGUGCUGUCGACGAUGCAUCUAUGAAGUCAGGUUCCAAAACCUCUGUUGAUUCAAAUUUGGGGAACAAACUUUACGGAUUAUUCAAAUACAGGAAUAAAAUAAGAGAACGUGAACAAGAUUCUGCUGAUGCAGCAGCAAGCGUUGAACCGACAACCUUUGCAGAUAAAUUUCAAAAUAAAGCUUCGAUCGGUAAAGAGAGUGGUGAAACUUGCAACUAUGCGUUGGAUUCUACAGAUGACAGAAUUAAUAAUUCAAAUUUAGAUCCAUCAUGCCAGACUUUAACUGGUCUACAGGUAAAUACCAAAGUAAGACGGACCUUGGAAAAUGUCGAGAAACAACUGCACAAUGAGAUCAUAGAUAUUCUUAAGUAUAGUAAUUUGCCAGGGCAAAGAAUCGUCAAGAUGUUCAAUAGCGAAUUCAAGGUUUUUAUUAGUCGCGGUACUAGUGCCCUAAUAUAUCAGGGCAUCAACGACUGUACCGAUACAAGCACUAGAAUCGCAUGUCUGGCAAAACUUCUACUCGAUUUGAAAGAGUACAUCAAUGAGAAGAAGUGAAAAAGUUGGUAAAUAACUGUCAACAUAAUAUUUCAGAUUUAUUUUAA